Messenger RNA from Moneuplotes crassus, 637 nucleotides. NCBI's taxonomy places the organism in Eukaryota, Ciliophora, Spirotrichea, Euplotida, Euplotidae. The record is from the annotation of a GenBank genome assembly.
GCCCAUCCAUUACAGAAGGUGUUAAGGUUCAAUGUUUCGAAAAGAGAGAUGGAUCAGCUCACUUUGGGAUUGGCUGAUGCAUAUCAAAAUCUUGAAGAGUGAGAAGCCUGAUGAUUUGAAGCUACAACCUAAAUUUGUAAAAUUGAAUCUAAGCUACCAUCAAGUUAUGCAUCACAUUCUGCUAGCUUAACAAUUGUAUAAAGGCUCCUCUCAAUAAGCUCAAAACAAAUAGCACUAAGUUUACUCAGCGCCUUAGAUGAAUUCUAAAGUCAAGAAGCGAAAUAUGAAAGAGAACUAGACCAAUAUUGUUCCUCUUCUAAAAACCGAACUCUAAGUAAAUCCGUUCUAUCAACCAAGAGAGUGUAAAAUAUUUAGAAUUCAUAGAGAAAUAUCUCCUAAAUCCUUUAAACCCCAUUGGCAUGAGUACCACCAUGAGCUCAGCCAUCUGUAAGACCUCUCAUAUUUCUAUUAUUAACGUAAAAUUAUAUGAACCAGGCCUAUAGAUUCUAACUCUUAGCUUCAAACUCAUUCAUACAUUGAUUCCAUUCCAUAAGAUUCAGAAGAUAAAAUCUAAUUAUUAAAAACAAACAAAAUUCUAACAAACCUCCUGUCUUUAAAAAAAAAAUCAACCCAAUUU